GUACCACUAGUAACAAAUCCUACAUUUCCUAUGACUUUAAGGUUUCCAAUAACGUUCUACAGAUGAAUGUCACAAACAACAACUAUGCCGAUCCAAACAACCUGAUGUUUGAAGAAAUCAAAAUAUUGGGAUUGCUCCAGGAACCAGUAUCAGUUACUGUGUUGCAGAACAACGACGUACAAAAUUCUUCCCAUAAUAUCACCUAUAAUCCUGUAGAUAAGGUUGCUCUCAUACAAGGACUCCAGCUGGUCCUGGGAAAAUCGUACUCAUUAAGAUGGACUCUAGGAACCAGUGUCAAUGAAAAAUACAGUUGUCAUCCCGGUCUGAACACAUCCAAGGAAAAAUGUGAAGAGCUCGGCUGUGUCUGGACCGAAGAUACUUCCAAUGUAAGUGUUCCGAACUGCUAUUACAGUGGCCCUGACAACGCUUAUUCUGUUGCUGACGUAAAAUACACGUCAUCGGGUGUGACGGCCAAUCUCACCUUCAACAAGACCAGUCUCAAAGCCUACGAGAAAUCAAUGUUACCCAUCAGUAGUCUUCGUGUGGAGGUGAAAUAUCACAACAACCAUAUGCUGCAAUUUAAGAUAUAUGAUUAUGCGAAUGAAAGAUAUGAGGUGCCGAUAGCGCUAAAUCUUCCCAAGUCCCCAGAGAGCACAGUUGAGAAUCGGCUUUACGACGUAAUGAUUCAGGACAAACCAUUUGGCAUCCAGGUUCGGCGCAGAAGCACAGGGACAGUGAUCUGGGAUUCUCAGCUACCAACUUUCACCUUCAGCGACAUGUUCAUUCAGAUUUCUACUCGUUUAGCUUCCCAAUAUUUGUACGGCUUCGGGGAAACCGAACACACGAAGUUUCGACGUGACAUGAACUGGCACACCUGGGGAAUGCUCUCCAGGGACCAGCCUCCUGGAUACAAGUUGAAUUCAUAUGGUUUCCAGCCGUUCUACAUGAGUCUUGAAGAAGAUGGCAACGCCCAUGGAGUUCUCUUGCUUAAUAGCAAUGCAAUGGACGUGACCUUCCAGCCCACGCCUGCUCUGACGUAUCGCACAAUUGGGGGAAUUCUGGACUUUUACAUGGUUUUGGGCCCAACACCAGAGCUCAUCGUGCAGCAAUACACCGCGCUGGUUGGACGACCAGUCAUGCCACCCUACUGGGCACUAGGAUUCCAGUUAUGCCGCUACGGAUAUGAAAAUGACACCGAAAUUGCCAAGUUGGUGGAAGACAUGAAAGCAGCCAGAAUACCCUACGAUGUCCAGUAUGCAGACAUUGAUUACAUGGAACGGCAAUUGGAUUUCACCCUUAACCCACGCUUCACUGGAUUACCAGCUCUAAUUAAUAAAAUACAUGAAGAAGGAAUGAGGUUUAUUCUAAUUCUAGAUCCAGCCAUAUCUGGUAAUGAAACCGAUUAUCCUGCCUUCACAAGAGGUUUGGAGAAGGAUGUCUUCAUAAAAUGGCCCAAUACCAAUGACAUUAUCUAUGCAAAGGUCUGGCCAGAUCUUCCCAAUGUAGAAGUUAAUAACACACUUGAUUGGGAAACCCAAGUGGAGCUCUACCGAGCAUAUGUAGCUUUUCCAGAUUUCUUCCGCAAUUCCACAACUGAAUGGUGGAUGAGAGAAAUUGCUGAAGUCUACACCAAUCCACACAACGCAUCGAAAAGCUUGAAGUUCGAUGGCCUAUGGAUUGACAUGAACGAACCUGCAAGCUUCGUUAACGGUGCUGUUGGUGGCUGUAGAAAUGAACAGCUAAACUUUCCACCAUACGUACCCCAGUUAGGAUUUAGAUCAGAGGGAUUGAUUUUCAAAACGCUCUGCAUGGAAGGUCAGCAAUAUCUCCCAGAUGGUUCUCCAGUCAGUCACUACGAUGUCCACAACCUUUAUGGAUGGUCACAAACAAAACCUACCCUCGAUGCCUUGCGGAAUAUCACAAAGGAGCGAGGAAUUGUUGUCACCCGUUCAACCUACCCCAGCAGCGGAAAGUGGUCAGGACAUUGGCUGGGGGACAACACCGCAGCCUGGAAUCAGCUCGAUAAAUCCAUCAUUGGUAUGAUGGAGUUUAGUCUCUUUGGAAUAUCUUAUACAGGAGCAGAUAUCUGCGGCUUCUUCAGAGACUCGGAAUACGAGCUGUGUGCUCGAUGGAUGGAGCUGGGUGCCUUUUACCCGUACUCAAGGAAUCACAAUGGGAAAGGAGCCAAGAGGCAAGAUCCUGUUGCCUGGAAUUCAACAUUUGAAGACAUUUCUAGGAAAGUGCUAACUAUAAGAUACACCCUCUUGCCCUAUUUGUACACAUUAAUGUACGAAGCCAACGCUCACGGCAGCACCGUGGUCCGCCCUCUGCUCCAUGAGUAA
Messenger RNA from Phaethon lepturus (White-tailed tropicbird), 2342 nucleotides. Its product is annotated as maltase-glucoamylase, intestinal-like. The record is from RefSeq and is a predicted model, not a curated record. NCBI's taxonomy places the organism in Eukaryota, Metazoa, Chordata, Aves, Phaethontiformes, Phaethontidae. The transcript has 19 exons. The annotation marks the transcript as partial. Gene Ontology annotation, biological process: carbohydrate metabolic process. Gene Ontology annotation, molecular function: alpha-1,4-glucosidase activity; carbohydrate binding.